Thrips palmi is the source of this 571-nucleotide messenger RNA. RefSeq lists its product as uncharacterized. The transcript has 2 exons. The record is from RefSeq and is a predicted model, not a curated record. Bases 86 to 460 code for a protein of 124 amino acids. Lineage: Eukaryota; Metazoa; Arthropoda; Insecta; Thysanoptera; Thripidae.
GCCCCACACGCGGCCUGCCGUGGGCACAAGCGGCACAAGCGGCACAAGCCGAGUUUGUCUGUCCGCGCUCCGCGCCGACGUCGCCAUGGCCGUGCUCGGCGUGUUGCUGGUGUGUGCCCUGUCAGCACUGCUGUCCACCGCCCUCCCCACGUGGGAGCAGGUCGAGGCCACGAGGCAGCUGCACGACGCCGCGGACUACGAGGACCCCCUGGCCAAGGCCGUGAUGGAGUGCAGCGACAUGGUGGCCCCCGUGAUCGGCGAGCUCUCCUCCGAGCUGUACGUCGACCUGUCCCGGACGUGCUGCGAGGAUGCGGCGCUGGCCGUGGUAGAGGGCCGCGCCCUGGCCAGUGCCGCCGCCGCCGCGGCGCGCUGCUUCUCCCGGACGCUGUACCCGCGCGCCGCCAAGCCCGCCGUCGCCAGGCUGGUGCGCUGCGUGCGGGACCUGCUCGUCGAGGAGUAGGCGGCCUCGGCCUCGGUGUCCGGGCCGAAUCAUUCAUCCAGUGUGCUCGGAACAAAUAAACGCGCGCGGCAGUAGUUUGAAUGGAAACUGCGCCGCCCAGACCGCCAGGAA